AUGACAGGGGAAGGCCGCGAGACACACGAGGGUAAGAGUAUCUCAGCAGUUCGAAGUGAAAAGAUCUUUUCCUGUAAAUGGCAGCCUGUCCUGUCGCCGUCCUUUUAG
Messenger RNA from Spirodela intermedia, 108 nucleotides. The record is from the annotation of a GenBank genome assembly. NCBI's taxonomy places the organism in Eukaryota, Viridiplantae, Streptophyta, Magnoliopsida, Alismatales, Araceae.